GGGCGGCAGGCAGGCAGAGAGUAUGUCAUUCCAUCCUUGGCUCACAGAUUUAUGGCAGAGAUGGUGGAUUUCUUUAUUCUCUUCUUUAUCAAAGCAACCAUUGUCUUGAGCAUCAUGCACCUCAGUGGGAUAAAGGAUAUCUCUAAGUUCGCUAUGCAUUAUAUAAUAGAAGAAAUAGAUGAAGACACGUCAAUGGAAGACUUGCAGAAAAUGAUGGUUGUGGCUCUCAUAUACAGAUUACUAGUUUGUUUCUAUGAGAUAAUUUGCAUUUGGGGAGCAGGCGGAGCCACCCCAGGGAAGUUUCUGCUAGGUCUUCGCGUCGUGACGUGCGACACCUCAGUGCUCAUUGCACCGAGUCGGGUGUUAGUGAUCCCGUCCUCCAACGUCAGCAUUACCACGUCCACUAUUCGGGCUCUGAUCAAGAAUUUCUCUAUUGCUUCGUUUUUCCCUGCUUUCAUCACACUGCUGUUUUUUCAACAUAAUCGAACAGCCUAUGACAUUGUGGCAGGAACCAUUGUGGUAAAAAGAAACGGUGUCAGAUGAUGCUCAAAAAAGUCCUGAAUUCCAGCCUCUCUGGAAUAACGGCAAGACUAAAUUAUGUAUCAAGGCCAUCAGUAUCUCUAGGUUACGUUAAUUGAUGAUUUAGAAAUUAAAGCAGUCACUUGCGUGUGAUACAAGUGACGAAUCUGAAAGUAUUGAUUUUACUUGAAUGCCAAAGAACUUUUUCAGAAGAAAAAUGUGUUAAUUCAAGUGUUAAAAUUUUUAGAUCAAAAACAAGGCAAGUGGUUUCAUAAUCAACAAUGGACAAUAACACUUUACGAUCUAAAACAUUAGAAUCUGCUGAAAGUCUUUUCAGCUUUGAAAUCUCCAAGUGAAACUUUUAAAACUUAUUUUGGUGUAUCCCAAAAUGAUGGAAAAUGUCCUGUUGUGUUUUGUAAACACCUGCAUAAUUCAUCUUUUAGUUGACAGUUCUUAGGGAAAUUGUCUUUGUUUUUUGUUAGCGAGGGUGUGGGGACACAAGUUGGAUAAUCUGCUCACCUCCUGCCCCGGGAGGUGGUGCGUUCAUGGGAAGGUUCGGGUGAGGCAGGCCAAGCAGUUCCCUGACCUGAAGCUCCCUAGUCUGGACCUCAGCUCACUGUGGUGACGAUGCAGCUGUACAGCUGUUCUCAAUGCCUCCUCAUACAGAGGGGCACGGGGGCAAGUUUCCUGUGGUGAUAAAAAGUAUUAAGUCGUGUUGCUAUAUUAUCAUUGAUUUUUUUUUUUUUUAGAGGAAAGGUAAGGUAGUGAUUGCUUUUACCAAGGAAGGUGGACUUUGAAUGUAAACUGAACUUGAGUUCACAUACCAGUGUUCCUAGUGCCCCAAGUCAUCUCUAACUAUGCGGGGAACGACUUCAUCCAGCUGUUGCAUAUUUACCAUCAGCAAUAUUCCCAGGUGUGUGUGGCAUGAAGAAAGUAUUAGUCUUUCUCAGUGUUCUCAGUGUGACUGUAACUUGUCUGUACACAGUGCAUUCACGUACUAUGGGUGGUUGGGAAAGUCAACGCACUUCUGCACGGGAACGGAGAAAUACGGCCUGACUCCACCACCCAGUACUUCCUUCUAUACUCUGUAUAGUUCCACGACAGUGGGAACGUGAGUUAGAAGACUCUGACUAUGUCAUUAACUCUCAAUACUAGUGGCCCGAAAGAUAUGAGCACUUUUCCUAAUUGGACUGUUCCUAAAUGGACUAUUCCUCAAAGCAGGGGGAGUUAUCCUUUCCAGAGAUUGUGUUAGGUUCUUUCAGCUCGUUUUUGGGCCUGCUGGGGUUGAACUGUUGAGGAAAGUGUUGAAGUCAUAAUUUGGGUCUUUCCUUGGCAAUGUAUUUUCCUAUUGAAGCAAGGCUAUGGGGUUUUAAUGUGUGCGCUUUUACUAGCUAGCUGUCCCAGUCACCCGCGUUGAGCUAUACCUGCACUAUUUAUAAUCUGAAGUCUUACUGGAUUCUUAGGCAUUCUCACCACCUCUGAUAUUUUCCCAAAAAAGAAAAACACUAAAGUAUAUAUUGCACAGUUCAAAUGAGAGUGCUUAAGGGAUCUACCUAGACUUUGUUCUUGGUCUUAAAUACAGUAACAAAUGCAAGAUUUUUUCACUGUACCAAUUUUUAAAGUAGGCUUUUCUUGGACAUUAAAAAUGGAAAAGAAUCACUAUUUGCUGCCUAUCAAAAAUGUAAUGAUGUCCUAAUACCUUUUUAUUGUAACAUUUCAUAAACCAUGCUUUUCACAGUAAUUUUGUAUUAAAUCUCAUGUCACAGCAAGCCUGUUAAGUAUGUCAGAGUCCUGAGAGUACUAAGCAGAUCACUCACUUGUGUUAUGUGGGAAGACAAGAGUGUUAUCGCUCUUCACAGUAAAAAAGAAAAACCUUCCAUUUCUUUAUGAGACUAGAAACUAGGAACCGUUACAUAACAUGGCUUUUACUGUGUGUGGUAGCACUGGUGUGUGUGCCACUUUUCCCACUGGUGGGGAAUUCAAGUUGAAAUGUCCCUCAGCCGUGUAGCUCCGGACUGCUUCAUUUAUCGUUUCACUCACAUAAUUGAAUGGUUUUCCAUCCAGGCUGGUUUUAUUUACACAGUACAACAAAAACAAGUAGCCCAGUUUAAUGUAUGUUAUACUUAAAAUAUUGCUCAUUUUCUCUGCAUGAGUCAUUCUAUGUCGAUUCAUUCAGAUCCAACUG
This is a messenger RNA of Tupaia belangeri chinensis (Chinese tree shrew), 2704 nucleotides long. RefSeq names its product family with sequence similarity 8 member A1 (gene FAM8A1). The record is from RefSeq and is a predicted model, not a curated record. The transcript is spliced from 5 exons. Lineage: Eukaryota; Metazoa; Chordata; Mammalia; Scandentia; Tupaiidae. Bases 52 to 543 code for a protein of 163 amino acids.